Corticium candelabrum is the source of this 503-nucleotide messenger RNA. Its product is annotated as NADH dehydrogenase [ubiquinone] 1 alpha subcomplex subunit 8-like. The record is from RefSeq and is a predicted model, not a curated record. The transcript is spliced from 3 exons. Gene Ontology annotation, biological process: mitochondrial electron transport, NADH to ubiquinone. The coding region runs from base 21 to 389 and encodes 122 amino acids. Lineage: Eukaryota; Metazoa; Porifera; Homoscleromorpha; Homosclerophorida; Plakinidae.
GCGUACGGUAGCGUAGAGUAAUGGCGUCGUCUGUAGACAGUGUUGAUUCUCGAGAUCUUCAGGUUGACGACUUGAAUAUCACUUCUGCUCUGAUGACCGGCGCUGCUUUGCACUAUGGAGAGUACUGUCGCUCAAAAAACGACAGAUUCAUGGCUUGUCGAUUUGAAUCCAAGGAUCCGCGAAAGUGUCUAGAGGAAGGACGUGAAGUCACUCAGUGUGGCAUGAAAUUCUUCUCAUUGCUGAAAGAUCAUUGCAAUGAAGACUUCACUACCUAUUGGACAUGUCUAGAUAACAACAACCACGAAUUAAAAAGAUGCCGCAAACCUCAGCAAAAAUUCGACGCAUGCGUGCUACAGAAACUUAAUCUAGAAAGGCCAAAAAUCAGCUGAGCUCUCGAGGGAACAUAAACGAGCGAUCGUAGACUGUGUACAUUGUGUUGUAUGUAAGCAACAUGUAGAUUCUAAAUAUUGGUAACUUGUAGAAUCAUGUGUGGACUAUCUUGU